Molecule: messenger RNA, 195 nt
Organism: Paracoccidioides brasiliensis Pb18
Exons: 1
Coding region: 1-195 (64 amino acids)
Source: RefSeq, a predicted model, not a curated record
AUGCCCCUCUCAGGCUCUACGACGAGCCUUAUGACAGAUUACCGUAGAGUAGAGGAUUCUACGAGGGAUUCCAGGGUCAAAGAGAAGAUGUCCACGUAUUCCUUUCGAAGGGCUUCGUGUUGGCCUAGUAUUGUUGGUUUUGUUCGAGGAAAAGCCAUGGGUGGUAAGGAUCAUUUGAUCCAGGGAGAGCAGUGA